Messenger RNA from Ochotona princeps (American pika), 1231 nucleotides. It is a transcript of the gene NCR3, whose product is annotated as natural cytotoxicity triggering receptor 3. Gene Ontology annotation, biological process: immune response-activating cell surface receptor signaling pathway; positive regulation of natural killer cell mediated cytotoxicity; natural killer cell activation. The record is from RefSeq and is a predicted model, not a curated record. Bases 274 to 891 code for a protein of 205 amino acids. The transcript has 3 exons. NCBI's taxonomy places the organism in Eukaryota, Metazoa, Chordata, Mammalia, Lagomorpha, Ochotonidae.
CUGCUCCUCACACUUAGGCAGCCAGCCCACAAGCUCCCCAGCCUCCUGGAGUCCCGUACAGCCCAGUCCACAGUGUCUUUGCUCUGUGAGAAAGCAGGCAUGGAAUGCCUGAGAUCCCUGGCGGUCGUUGGCAAGUGAUGGACAAGACCUGCUUGACUAAGAAGCUCCCCAGGCCUGGCUGCUGACCUGAGGCCUGGCCACGUGUAGUGGAUCAUUCCACCUUCACCUAGACCUCGCUGCAGCUCCACCUCGCCAACCAGAACGUCUGCUGACAUGGCCUGGAGGUUGUUGCUCUUCUCUAUCGUGGCCCACUCAGGAUGCUGUACUCUCUGGGUAUCCCAACCCAGUGAGGUUCGGACCCAGGAGGGCACCACUGCCAUUCUGCCCUGCAGCUUCAAUGCCACCCCGGGGAGACUGGCCAUCGGCUCUGUCACGUGGUACCGAGAUAAGGCGGUUCCAGGGAAGGAAAUGAAGAAUGAAACCCCGGAGUUCAGGGGCCGCCUGGGCACUCUUGCCACUUCCCGAUUCUCCUAUGACCACCAGGCUGAACUCUACAUCUUGAACCUGCAAGGCCGUGACACCGGUGUCUAUGUGUGUAGGGUGGAGGUGUUGGGCCUGGGUGUUGGUACAGGGAACGGGACUCGGCUGGUGGUGCAGAAAGGUGAGGCAGCGAAGAACCCCGAAGCCCAGCGUCCCAUGGAGUCAGGAGCCCUCCUUUACCAAGCCCUUUAUCUCCAAGGUCCAGACCCUUCUCAGUUCCAGGCCAGCAUGGGCCUCCUCCUCCUCCGCGCUGCAUUGUACGCCUUCAGCUUUCUCCUCGUAGCCAUGGGCAGCACAUUCUACUACCAGGGGAAAUGCCACUGUCCCCUGGGAACACUGUGCUGCUCUUGAAUGGUCUCUGAGGAGUGACUCUAGACACCACACUGCUCCCCUGGCCUCAGGCUUCUUCAGGAGGCCCCAAUAAAUUUGUCUCUGGCUUGUCAAUACCUCCUGUGAGUCUCCUCAUGUGAGGACUUUUUGUUGACCACAUGUCCCAGAAUGCCUCUCUGCAGGUUGCGCUUUUUACCCUCACUUGGAAUGGUCCAAGGGGAUAGCUUCCCAGCAGCAGUUCCUGGAGGCCCCUCUCACCCCUGCUGUGGAGCUCAGACACCCCUGUCGCAGGCCCAGGGAGAGAAGUGUGAUCCCCAUUUAUUCCUACCCAGCCACUGCCCACUGUGGCCCAAACACCUAC